Messenger RNA from Lasiodiplodia theobromae, 1317 nucleotides. Its product is annotated as Serine threonine-protein phosphatase. The transcript has a single exon. NCBI's taxonomy places the organism in Eukaryota, Fungi, Ascomycota, Dothideomycetes, Botryosphaeriales, Botryosphaeriaceae. Bases 1 to 1317 code for a protein of 438 amino acids. The record is from RefSeq and is a predicted model, not a curated record. Gene Ontology annotation, biological process: mitotic spindle organization. Gene Ontology annotation, molecular function: protein tyrosine phosphatase activator activity; peptidyl-prolyl cis-trans isomerase activity. Gene Ontology annotation, cellular component: protein phosphatase type 2A complex; cytoplasm; nucleus.
AUGACAUCGAUAAGCGAAAAGGCUCCGACCAAUCCUUCCGACCUCUCAGACAAGCUCCCUCGCCUGACGCCGCGCAAACCCUCCACGCAAGUGCCAGAAUCGCCCAUACCUGCACCCGAAACGCCUUCGCUGCCUCCGCCGACCACCUCCGCGAACGCCGCCACCGCCAGCAAAGAUGACAAUGGCGACGGCACAAGUUGGACCUUCCGCAAGCCGCGUCGCCGCAUCCUCUCGCCGCGCGACCACGAGCUCUUUAAGUCGUCGCCGACGUACACGCUCCUCCAAGCCUUCAUCUUCACCCUGACGGACAGCGUGCAGGACACGCCCAUAAAAGCCAUCGCCGACGAGCCGUCGCACCCGACGAUCGCCGCGAUCCUCGACGUCCUCGACCGGGCGGAGGCGGUGCUGGCGCGGUGCCCGGCCGAAGACACAGGCUCGCGCUUCGGCAACCCGGCCUUCCGCACCUUCGUCGACGCCGUGGAGUCGGAGCAGACGGCGUGGCACGACCGGCUGGGCGUCAAGAACGCGGCGGCGGUGACGGAGCUGUCCGCGUACCUGGCCAACAGCUUCGGCAACGCGUCGCGCAUCGACUACGGCUCGGGCCACGAGCUCAACUUCUUCUGCUGGCUGCUCUGCCUGUACCAGCUCUCCAUCCUGCCGCGCAGCGCCUUCCCGCAGGUCGUCCUGCGCGUCUUCCCCAAAUACCUGCGCCUGAUGCGCGGCGUGCAGAUGACGUACUACCUGGAGCCGGCGGGCUCGCACGGCGUCUGGGGCCUGGACGACUACCAGUUCCUGCCCUUCCUCUUCGGCGCCGCGCAGCUGCUGCACCACCGCUACAUCCGCCCCAAGUCGAUCCACUCGACGCUCGUGCUCGAGGAGUGCGCCCCCGACUACCUCUACCUCGACCAGGUCGCCUUCGUCAACAGCGUCAAGAACGUCGAGGGGCUGCGCUGGCACAGCCCCAUGCUCGACGACAUCAGCGCCGCCCGCAACUGGCAGAAGAUCGAGGGCGGCAUGCGCAAGAUGUUCGUCGGCGAGGUGCUCGGGAAACUGCCUGUCAUGCAGCACUUCUUGUUUGGUAGCUUGAUACCCGCCGUGGACGAGAUGAGCGACGAGGAGCUGCUGGGGUACGAGAUUGAGGGCGAGCCGGACGAGGAUGGCAACAUAAUAGUCAUGAAGGAUGGCAGGAAGCACAAGCACAACCCCAACAGCUGGGACGACUGCUGCGGCAUUAAGGUGCCGAGCAGCGUUGGUGCGAUGCAGGAGAUGAAGAAGAGGAUGGGAAAUGACGGCUUGAGGAGAGUGCCUUUCGAUUAG